AUGGGGCUGCAGGAGCCUGGGGGUGGCACGUGGGAGCUGCGAGUGCUGAAGGUGCUGCCCCCCCGCUGCCGCAACUCUCCUCCGGAUGCCGUCGUGUCCCAGCCCUGCCUCCUGUCGGAAAAAGCCCCUGAGGAGCAGCCCUGCGGGCUCCGCGCCCCUCAUCCCAAAUUGCUCAAAGUACAGGUUGUGCAAAGCGGCGGCGCGCGGCGAGUGUUCCCGGCCCGCCGGCGGUUUCUCCGUGCGGCUGGUGGCUCCUGGCUGACUCAGGGGAGAGGCAGGCUGGAAUCACCGCGGUUCGGAGAGGUGUCGGCGCUGGAGCCACGCCAUGGCAGCCGCCUCUCCCGCGCGUGCCUCCGCGCGGACACCGGCCCCAGGGCGCUGCUGUCACCACCAAGGGCAGGCCUGGGCCGCCCGCACCAGGAUCACAUCGCCCUCGCUCUGCUCCCGCCUCGCGUCCCCACAGGGCUCCCUCGCGUCUCCCACGCUCCACACGCUCCUGCCAAGCACGGCCGAGACGCGUGCGGGGCUCAGGCUGUGCUGACUCCUCCCCUGGCAGCUUUUUCCUCCCACAAGCCACGAGCGGGACGGACGGGGCGGUUUGGGGGCCACUGCCCUUCGCAGCCCCUGCGGCCCCGGCGCCCCUCGCCCGGGUGGGCUCUGCUGUGCGAGAGGGGCUGUCGUGUGAACCCCAGCCUGGGCUGGUGUGUGGGCUCUGCCCCGGCCCCCGGUGCCGCCCGCGGCAGCUCCGACCGGUUUGUGGAUCUUGGCGGCGGCGACACCUCCUGCCCGGGGCCUAAUUGCAGGAUGGGAAGCGAUCGGCAGAUGCCAAGGAUCAAACAAGAGCCCCUUGUGCCCCGGCAGGGGAUGGAGCUGAGCGGGAUGAGCCGCGGGCUCCUGGUGGGAGGCGCGAUGCUCCCGGGAGCUCGGCCGGCAGCUCCGCGAGCUGGGUGCGGCGCGCUGCCCAGGGGGCGGGUGACGGCCUUCGUCGGCCACAACAUCGUGGUGGCCCAGAUCAUCUGGGAAGGGCUGUGGAUGAACUGCGUGGUGCAGAGCACGGGGCAGAUGCAGUGCCGUGUGUACGAGUCCAUGCUGGCGCUGCCGCAGGACCUGCAGGCCGCCCGCGCCCUCGUGGUCAUCGCCAUCGUGCUGGCCGUGCUGGGCACCCUGCUCGCCAUCACCGGGGGGAAGUGCACCAACUGCGUGGAGGAUGACACCGCCAAGGCCAGGGUCAUGAUCGUCUCUGGGAUCAUCUUUGUGAUCGCCGGCAUCAUGAUCCUCAUCCCCAUCUCCUGGUCAGCCAACAGCAUCAUCCGGGACUUCUACGACCCGCUGGUCACGGAGUCGCAGAAGCGGGAGCUGGGCUCCUCGCUGUAUGUGGGCUGGGCGGCCUCCGCGCUGCUGCUCAUCGGCGGGCUCAUCCUCUGCUGCAGCUGCCCGCGGCACGGCGAGAAGCCCUACUCUGCCAAGUACACGGCGUCGCGCUCCGUGCCUGGGAAGGACAGAGAAGGCAGUGAGGAAGGAGAGGUCACAGAAACCGAAACCCGGCACCGAGAACGGAGGCGAAACCUCUCACAGCUGCCGCAGGGUGUGUCGGACACGUACGUUGGCACUGCUGAUGCCCCUGUCCAUAACACCCUGUCCAUGGCAGCGCUGUGCAGCGGCGCCGGCCGCUCGCUCCUCUCGCAGGGCCAGGCAGGCCCCGCGUCCUGCCGGGCUCCUGGCUGCGGCUCUAUGUGGCGCCAGGCACCCCGUGGGGAUGAGCAGCGAGUUCGGCAUGGUGAGCAGCUCUGCUUUGCCUCCAGGAUGGCUUCCUGCGCCGUUCCCGGUGGGAAAGAAGAGCUGGUAUCGCUGAAAGUGCUGAGCACUAAAAGUCAGUAUCAGGGAAAGCCGUGA
This is a messenger RNA of Tinamus guttatus (white-throated tinamou), 1893 nucleotides long. The record is from RefSeq and is a predicted model, not a curated record. NCBI's taxonomy places the organism in Eukaryota, Metazoa, Chordata, Aves, Tinamiformes, Tinamidae.